GUCGGAUGUUACGUGAGGUUUCCCUCGGAGUACAAACAUGUCGGCGUACAAGAGAAAACGUGGAGGACAGGCUGCUUUUGAUAAAAAGGCAAAGAAAGUAAAAUUUGUUGCGGACGAAGGUGAAACAGCGGUGCAGUCCGAGCAGGAGAAGAAGAAUGAAAUCACGAUUCCGCCACCGGUUUCUGCGGGUAAAUGGACCAACAAGGAGAGGGUCCUCAUUUUCUCCUCAAGAGGAGUCAACUUCAGAACAAGACACUUGAUGCAAGACCUGAGGACCAUGAUGCCCCACUCAAAAGCCGAUACAAAAAUGGACAGAAAGGACAAGUUGUUUGUCAUUAAUGAGGUGUGUGAAAUCAAAAACUGCAACAAAUGCCUCUUUUUUGAGGCCAAGAAGAAGCAAGACCUCUAUAUGUGGAUUUCAAACAGCCCUCAUGGACCUUCUGCAAAGUUUCUGGUUCAAAACAUUCACACACUGGCUGAACUCAAGAUGACUGGAAACUGCCUCAAAGGAUCCAGACCGCUGCUCUCCUUCGAUCCUACAUUUGACAAGGAGCCUCACUUUGCUUUACUGAAGGAGCUCUUCAUCCAGACAUUUUCUACUCCACGCUACCACCCUAAGAGCCAGCCCUUUGUGGACCACGUCUUCACAUUCACCAUCGCAGACAACAGGAUAUGGUUUAGAAACUACCAGAUCAUCGAGGAGGAUGCCUCUCUAGUGGAGAUUGGCCCUCGCUUUGUUCUCAACCUCAUCAAGAUCUUUCAGGGGAGCUUUGGAGGGCCAACACUCUUUGAAAACCCAGACUUCAAGUCUCCUAACACGCAUCGGCGAGAGAUCAGAAUGGCAGCGGCAGCCAGAGUGCGCGAGAAGCAGAUGGUGAAGGAGAUGCAGAAAAAGAAGAGGACCGAAGCGAAACAGGAAGUGGUCAGAGAUGUUACAGCGAACGUCUUCGAUACACCAGCUGACGAGAAGUCUGUUAACAUCAUGACAGAAGCACCGGAGCCAAAACCGGUGAAGAAGAACAAACACAAAGCUUUCAAAAGACAAAGGAUGGCACGCAGGUAA
Molecule: messenger RNA, 1063 nt
Organism: Centropristis striata (black sea bass)
Lineage: Eukaryota; Metazoa; Chordata; Actinopteri; Perciformes; Serranidae
Gene: brix1
Product: brix domain containing 2
Exons: 10
Coding region: 38-1063 (341 amino acids)
Biological process (GO): rRNA processing; ribosomal large subunit assembly
Cellular component (GO): nucleolus
Molecular function (GO): rRNA binding
Source: RefSeq, a predicted model, not a curated record